Molecule: messenger RNA, 1605 nt
Organism: Aureobasidium namibiae CBS 147.97
Lineage: Eukaryota; Fungi; Ascomycota; Dothideomycetes; Dothideales; Saccotheciaceae
Exons: 3
Coding region: 1-1605 (534 amino acids)
Source: RefSeq, a predicted model, not a curated record
AUGUGUUCAAUCAGCCUGCUUCUGUUCGCUCUAGCCUUUACUUGCACUCUCGUCUCCGCCGUUCCUUACCCCGUCUUACCUUCCUUCUCAUCCUUUACCAAAGUCGCAAAAGAACCCAUCAUUGGCAGAUUCGAAACAAUAGCUGUCAGAGUCCCGUGUAUUGACUGCCCUGUAUACGAAGAUGACGUGGCUUUGGACUUUGAACUUCAAUAUCCUCGCCUCGACUCUUCGACUAAUCUUUGCGAUGUCGACUUCACAUUGAACGGUCGGCCCAUCGUCGUCGACCACACGGACCCGGGUCAAACAUCGACUCUGCACAUACCUCGUGGUCUAGCUAGCCAACACUGGGAGGUUGAUCUUGCUGUCCAAGGUCUUUGUGAUCCCGUCAAGGACGGCGUCGUCCCCGCUCAGCGCGCCUUCUACUUUAACGUCACCAAGGUUGCACAACAACCUCUGAUUACUCCUGGCACAUUCACAGUCGUCGUUGAUCAUUCGGAGGCAGCUCAGAUUCUUAUCGACUCGGAGAUUGACGAACAAGCCGACUGCACUUCAUCGCUGAAGAGUGUGAUUAACGAAAAUUCCUCUAUCCUUUCCAAGAUCGAGGCCUUCCCGACCGACAAUGACAUCAAAUCAUCGACCGACAUCAUCAACGUCGAACAAGCUCUCCGCGACCGCCUCUACGACCAGGCGACAAAACUGCAGAGACUAAACCAGCGCUGUCACAAGAACUUCAGUGAAAGUCUAGGUGACUGCCACAGAGACAUCUCAUGCAUGAGCAAGGUCAUGUGCCAACGUAUCCACGACACUACUUAUCAAAAGAUCAAGGAGAUCCAAGCCGCUCUCCAGGACUCUAUCAUGAUUAGCAAGGACCGUCAGGACCAAUACGUCGCUGCCGAUGAGAAAGACAACUGGAACUUCAACGUCAGCUCUGUGGAUAACCUCCUCGCUGAUAUCGAGAACGGAAACGCAAAGAAGUACGAACACGACUCACAGCAUCCUCUAGUGCUCGCCCUGGAGAUCCUUGCAGCCGCGAUUGGUCUUUCUGCCCUUUGUGCAUUCAUUCGCCGCCGCUUUGGCUCCCUUCGUCGUCGCGUCGAGCGCUUGUCUGAUAAGGAAGAACGGCGAAGAGCUCGUCACUUCCGUUGUCUCGCACGCAGGGAAGCUUUCCGCAAAAAGUGGGUGAAUUUUAAGCAAGUCUUUCAACGCUCACCUCGCAACGGAGAUGACGACGAGAAGCGUAUUCUUGUCAUCGAGGCUGCUGGUCAGGUAGUCGACGAUUACGCAGAGGGCUGCUCCCGCCAAAUUGAAGAUUUGGAGAUGGGUCAUGCCAUCGGUGACCUUCGAAACGCACGCGAGUUCGUGGCCAGUCUGGUCCACGGCGGCAGAGGGCGCAAGUCAUCAAGUGCCGAGUCUGGACAUACUACCUUGCCCGAAUAUACCGAGGAGAAGCUACCCGACUACACAUCCACACCAAGCGACCACGCACCUUCAGUUGUCAGCUUCAACUCUAGAAACUUUGGCAUAACACCGGAAAGCAGCAUAGUCUUGUCCCCUAGAUGCAGUCGUGAGACGCUACGCACAGGCACAGACUUUAGCACCGAUUAG